Messenger RNA from Hibiscus syriacus, 1570 nucleotides. RefSeq names its product protein SRG1-like. Lineage: Eukaryota; Viridiplantae; Streptophyta; Magnoliopsida; Malvales; Malvaceae. The record is from RefSeq and is a predicted model, not a curated record. The transcript is spliced from 4 exons. The coding region runs from base 254 to 1324 and encodes 356 amino acids.
UUUUUCAGCCUGUGUUUUUAUCGGAACACAAAGUAGGUGUUAGAUAAGCAUGGUGGAUUCUUCUCCUGCAAUUCGACGAGGAAGAACAAAUCAUUUGAAUAUUUUCUAUUCACUAGCAGACAAAAAAUGAAGCUUUUUCAUUCAUUAUCCAGAAGGGUUGGUAGGAAAUAGAGAUAACUUUGUUAUAAUGUUUACAGAACGAUUUACAACAAAGUCAAAAUCAGCAUUCGCUACCAGAAGAAUCUGAAGAAACAUGGGAUCAAAACAAUCCAACGUCGGAAGUUCUCUGCUGGUGCCAAGCGUUCAAGAGCUGGCUAAGCAACCCUUAUCCGCCGUUCCCGACAGAUAUCUCCGCCCUGAUAUUGAACGAGAUGUCGUUCCCGAUGGCGGCCCGAUGCUCGAAAUCCCGGUCAUUGAUAUGCAUAGAUUGGUUUCUGAUGAAUCAAUGGAUCAUGAAAUAUACAAGCUUGAUUUUGCUUGUAAAGAAUGGGGAUUUUUCCAGUUAGUCAACCAUGGAGUGAGCUUAACUCUGUUGGACAAAAUAAAGACCCAGAUUCGGGACUUCUUCAACCUUCCAAUGGAAGAGAAGAACAAGUUCUGGCAGUAUCCUGGGCAAGUUGAAGGAUUCGGACAAUCGUUUGUCGUGUUCGAAGAUCAAAAGCUUGAUUGGGGUGACAUCUUCUACAUGAUCACUCUUCCGCUCCAUCUUCGAAAGCCUCACUUGUUCCCCAGGCUCCCUCUUCCUUUGAGAGAUACAAUGGAGCUCUACUCAUCCGAGUUAAACAAUCUAUACAUAGCUAUCCUAGCAAAGAUGGCCGAAGCUCUUAAUAUGAAAACCGAGGAAAUGGAGUUUAUUGGAGAGGGGAGGCAAGCAAUGAGGGUGAACUAUUACCCACCAUGUCAUUUACCGGCACAGGUCAUCGGACUCACCCCUCAUUCCGAUGCCUCGGUUAUAACUAUUUUGCUACAGCUCAAUGAAGUGGAAGGUCUACAGAUAAAGAAAGAUGGGAAGUGGGUUUCUGUUAAACCCCUUCCAAAUGCCUUCAUCGUAAACAUUGGAGACAUUUUCGAGAUUAUAACAAACGGAAGGUACCGUAGCAUUGAACACCGUGCCACAGUGAACUCCGAAAGGGAAAGGCUCUCAUUUGCCACAUUCUGUGGCGUGGGGGACGAUGGUGAAAUAGGCCCUGCACCAAGCUUGAUCUCCGAACAAACACCUGCAAUGUUUAGGAGAGUAAAAGUUGAAGAGUACUACAAAGGGCUAUUUGCUCGUAAACUUCAGGGAAAAUCUUAUCUUGAUUUCAUGAGAAUAGAACAUGAUUAAGGAUGAUAUCUGUUGAUUUUCUACUCAAGUUAUAAUGCAACAGUUGAAGGACAUUGCUCCGAAACAUUAUAAUCAGGUCUUUCGAAUAAACUGCAUAUACAUGUAUGCAUGUAUUUAAAUGGGACAAAGGGUUGCAGAAGCUGAGAUUCAAGCUCGAAACCUGUUUGAUACCAUCUCAUAAAGGUGACUCUAUGAACCAUCUAGGGUAAACCCUAGGGCCGUAGAAUCACUUGUAAUAUUUUAAAA